Molecule: messenger RNA, 1023 nt
Organism: Eruca vesicaria subsp. sativa (arugula)
Lineage: Eukaryota; Viridiplantae; Streptophyta; Magnoliopsida; Brassicales; Brassicaceae
Source: the annotation of a GenBank genome assembly
AAACACAUCAACGUAGCAAAAAAAAAAAUUAAUAAAACAAAUUCAUCUCUGCUUCUUCGUCCCUCCUCUCAAGAAUCAAAACCGAAAACAUCACACCACUUCCAAUGGGAUGUUUUGGUGGUUGUUUCGGUCUCUCUUCUUCCAACACAAAACGCAGAAACUCCACAAGGAAGAUCCUUCCUCGUCAUCAAAGAAUCUGUAGCUAUGAGCCUCUACUCUCUUCAGAUCCAUCAGAUUCCAUCACCAAUGUAGUAGAUAGCCCUGAAAAGAUCUCCACUUCGAACCUCAUGUGUGAGGUGGAGGCAGAGGAGGAGAAGGAGAAAGGAACGAUAAAGACUAGGAAGAGAGUCAGAUUCAACUUGAAUGUACAAACCUUUGAACCAACUCUACCAUCAAGAUACGAGAAUUAUUGCAGUGAUGAUGAUGAAGAGGUAAAAGGAGAAAUAAAGAGCAGUAGUGGAUCUGUGUAUCCUUCAAACUACAGAUACCAUAAUUGUGUGGAUAGUUUCGAAGAUGAAGAUGAAUUAGAAAGUGAUUUGGAGGAUGAAGACUAUUGCUCUGAUGAUGAAAAUGACUAUGAAGACGAUGCUGAUGAUGAAGAUGAGGUUUGUGGCGAUCAGGAUGUGACUCCUCUAUUGAAUCCAGUUGAGAAUAUUGCGCAGUGGAAAGCGGUUAAAGUCAAGCCAGUAAGAGUUAAACAGCUAAUGAAGGAGAACGUUAAAGCAGAUAGUGAUGAUCAAGCAAGGCCACUGCUGAAGGAGAUCAUCGUCAAUGCUAGCCUUGCCGACUGGGUGGCCUCACCGAAGAGUGUUCAUGGGAAUGGUUUGUGUAAGAGAUCACCAAUUGUGGACAUCACCAACAUGGCGAAGAGGUAAAAGGUUUCAAAGUGAUUCACAAGUGUGAAGGAGGAGAAGAAACAGUGUGUUUUGUUGUUUGUUUUUGCAGCAUUUAUGAUUCUUUGUAUGUUGUGGGGAUAUGGAGGUUUGUAUCGGUUUCAUUUUGAUAAGGUUGUGAUUCUUUCAA